This is a messenger RNA of Cucumis sativus (cucumber), 1770 nucleotides long. Its product is annotated as putative transferase At4g12130, mitochondrial. The transcript is spliced from 5 exons. The record is from RefSeq and is a predicted model, not a curated record. Gene Ontology annotation, cellular component: mitochondrial matrix. Bases 248 to 1456 code for a protein of 402 amino acids. Gene Ontology annotation, molecular function: protein binding. NCBI's taxonomy places the organism in Eukaryota, Viridiplantae, Streptophyta, Magnoliopsida, Cucurbitales, Cucurbitaceae.
UAGAACGCUACAAUCAUAAGCUUUCCUUAAAUUUGUAGCUUCUCACACGACUUUCAUCAAACACAUUGCGGAACGCUAAAAUUCCCAAAGCUUUCCACCAUAGUUGUAGCUUCACCAGAGCUUCACAUACGUGGCGGUAACUUCAUAGCUUCUCUCUAACACGCGUCAUUUCCCACAUUUUCUAUAUUCCUUUGAUGAUUUUAAGCAAACUCAUCACCAUAUUCGCACAACAAGAACAACCCACACAAUGCACCGUUCAACUCCCAAUUCCAAUUUCUGCAAAUUACUCGCCAAUGGAUACAGAAGCCGUCGUGGGUUUUGCUCAUCUGAUACCCACUCUCACUUCAACAACGCCAGUGGGUCAAUGGCCUCCCGUUUGAACUCUCGUUCGGUCAUUCGAUUUCGGGGUCCCGACACCGUCAAGUUCCUUCACGGUUUGUUGACUAACGACGUGCGGCGAUUUGGGGAACCCCCAAGUGAUAAAACGUCGUCUUUGCCCACUCCCAAUUUGGCGCCGGUGACGGUUACGCCUAUGUAUGCAGCUAUGCUGACGCCACAAGGGCGGUUUUUGUAUGAUUUGUUUUUGUAUAGGCCGCCUAAGCCUGACGAGAAGCUUAAUCGGACUGGUUCUGGGCCUGGUCCGGCCUCGGAUGAUUCGGUGGAGUUGAUGGCUGAUGUGGAUUCUUCUGUGUUGGAUGAGCUUUUGGUGACGCUGAAGAAAUAUCGCUUAAGGUCUAAGGUAGAUAUUGAGAAUGUGGCAGAUGAAUUUUUUUGCUGGCAACGCUUUGGUGAAAAGCUCUCUAGAAAUGCUUCCUCUGUAGAGGAACCAGAGGCUGCCAAUAUUGGGUGGGGUGCUAGUGUUGAUCCAACAGCAAUGUCAGCUUCACGAGGGGAAGACAUUGGUUGGCAAUGGUUUCAAGAUCCAAGAUUGGAAUGCCUUGGUUUCAGAGGGAUUUUUCCAUCUAACCAAACACCUCCCCUCAUUGAGGCAGAUAAAGAAACAGAUGAAGAUAAUUAUGUACUUUGGAGACUGGAGAAGGGAGUUGCCGAAGGUUCAACUGAGAUUCAAAAAGGUGAGGCAAUCCCUCUUGAAUACAACCUGGUAGGCCUAAAUGCAAUAAGUUUUGACAAAGGGUGUUACGUGGGACAAGAGCUUGUAGCUCGAACACACCACCGAGGAGUUAUCCGUAAACGUGUAGUUCCUUUGAAGUUUCUAAAUGACAGAGGGGAAGAUGCUGAGCAGAAAGUAUUGGCAGGAUCGGAAGUGAUCAACUCUGCAUCCAACAAAAAAGCAGGUAAUGUGAUUGCCGCACUUGGGUGUCGUGGACUUGGUCUCUUGCGCUUGGAGGAAGCUUUCAGAGGAUCACAAAGUUUGGCCAUACAAGGUCUCGAAGGCGUGAAGGUUGAAGCCGUCAAACCGGAUUGGUGGUCGGCAGAAUGGCUUCAAGAGCAUUAACAACAUAACACUGCUGUUGCAUAGAGUUAAGGAACCUCUACUCAGUUUGAUCAAUUCUUCUCAUCCUUCAGGCAUGGUUUUAUUUAUUGUCAACUACCUUACUAAUAACUCAGAUGUAUGAACCUGAAAAGGUUUCAGUUAUGCCUCUAGAUGUUGAAUAAUAUUUGUAUACAAACCCAACUUUUUUUUCCUCUAGAAAUUUAGCUGGGAUUGAAGUUUUGCCUGGCAGGCUUAUGUAUGGGACAAAAUUUAAGUUUUGAACUUUACACACUGACGUUUCUUUAAUUCUGAAGGGUGGUUGGGUCUCAACGUUU